Messenger RNA from Oryza sativa Japonica Group (Japanese rice), 1660 nucleotides. Its product is annotated as syntaxin-125. Gene Ontology annotation, cellular component: SNARE complex; endomembrane system; plasma membrane. The record is from RefSeq and is a predicted model, not a curated record. Gene Ontology annotation, biological process: vesicle fusion; exocytosis; intracellular protein transport. Gene Ontology annotation, molecular function: SNAP receptor activity; SNARE binding. Lineage: Eukaryota; Viridiplantae; Streptophyta; Magnoliopsida; Poales; Poaceae.
AAAUGAUUGGCUUGAUACAGAAAUGGAAGAUGCUCCACAAAGAAGAAGGAAGUGCUUGGAAGAACGGGCUACUGAACUAAUCAUGAAGGCAAGAAGUCUGUGAACCAGUGAUGUUCAUGUUCUACCGUUAGAUACAUACUUGAAUUCUGUGUGUGAAUGAGUGAAUCGGCCUGACUAACCCGAGACAAAGACAAGAACCGCCUGACGCCGUACAAAUGAUUGGAGAGGAGAUGGGCAAGAAAGUGGCGAGACCAAGAAGCGAAUGCAUGGCGCGUUGCCACAAAUAGGCAGGGAGAGGCCCUACACUUCAUGUCGAAUUACUAGUUUCAUGGACGGACUCCAUAUAUCCUUUCUUGGUAGCUCACCCAUUGCCAUUCUUUCAAGCUCCCCGUCCAACCGAUCGUACGUCUCCUCAGCUCAUCCGCUUGCCUCGUCGCUGCUGCUGCUGCUGAUCCACAAGCGUUCGUCGGAGAUGAACGACCUGUUCUCGUCGAGCUCGUUCAAGAAGUAUGCGGACGCGAGCCCGGCGAGCGGCGUCGGCGGCAGCGACAUGGAGGCCGGCGGCGAGGGCGUGGUGAACCUGGACAGGUUCUUCGAGGACGUGGAGGGGGUGAAGGAGGACAUGAAGGGGCUGGAGGCGCUGUACAAGCGGCUGCAGUCGACGAACGAGGAGACGAAGACGGCGCACGACGCCCGCGCCGUGAAGGCCCUCCGCUCCCGCAUGGACGGCGACGUCGAGCAGGUGCUCCGCCGCGCCAAGGCCGUCAAGGGCAAGCUCGAGGCCCUCGACAGAGACAACGCCACCUCCCGCAAGGUCCCCGGCUGCGGCCCCGGCUCCUCCACCGACCGCACCCGCACCUCCGUCGUCGCCGGCCUCGGCAAGAAGCUCAAGGACAUCAUGGACGACUUCCAGGGGCUGAGGACGAGGAUGGCGGCGGAGUACAAGGAGACGGUGGCGAGGAGGUACUACACGGUGACGGGGGAGAAGGCGGAGGACAGCACGAUCGAUUCGCUCAUCGAGUCGGGGGAGAGCGAGUCGUUCCUGCAGAAGGCGAUCCAGGAGCAAGGGCGGGGGCAGGUGAUGGACACCAUCUCGGAGAUCCAGGAGCGGCACGACGCCGUCAAGGACAUCGAGCGCAGCCUGCUCGACCUGCACCAGGUGUUCCUCGACAUGGCGGCGCUCGUCGAGGCCCAGGGACACCAGCUCAACGACAUCGAGAGCCACGUCGCGCACGCCAGCUCCUUCGUCCGCAGGGGCACCGUCGAGCUCGAGGUGGCGCGGGAGCACCAGAAGAGCAGCCGCAAGUGGGCGUGUGUCGCCGUCCUCGCCGGCAUCAUCCUCAUCGCCGUCCUCAUCCUCCCGGUGCUCAUCAACCUCCGCAUCUUGACGCUCAGAUGAUUCAUUCAUCAUUUCCUCCCUAGCUAACCUGCUAACUCAGAUGUGUCAAAUUAAUUUAUCUACUAUUUUUUUUCUCCAUCAUGUAUGUUAAUUUCGUUUUCGUUUAAAAAGGAAAAAAAAUCUCUGUUUUUUGGUUAGAAGUUGUAGGCUUCAAAAUUUGUACCUUCCUCAUUGAAUGAGAAGCAGGGGAGAUGUAUAUUACAGUGAUGUAACAUUUCUUGAUCAUGAUUAUUCCAUACUGGCAGCAAAUUCAAUCUUUUA